Parascedosporium putredinis is the source of this 2097-nucleotide messenger RNA. NCBI's taxonomy places the organism in Eukaryota, Fungi, Ascomycota, Sordariomycetes, Microascales, Microascaceae. The record is from the annotation of a GenBank genome assembly.
AUGUCAGCGCCUACCAUGGCAGCCUUUUCGCCAACGCUCGACCUCUCGCUCGGCCAGUAUGCCUCGAAUACCACCUUGACGAAGCCUCCCGGCCAUUCCGAUGACGAGUUGCGUAAUUGGUCGUCCCUGAUCGGAAUCGUCACGGCGAUUGUCGGAAAUGUCCUCAUCGCCCUUGCCCUAAACGUCCAGAGAUAUGCGCAUAUCAGGCUACACCGUGAGCGCCACAGGAUAAAAGAGCGGGUGAGGCAAGCAGAACGACAAGCGAAGCAAGCGGCUCCGAAUACUUCGCUCUACGGCGCCCUCGACGAUACCAGUAACGGCUCACCGGUCGAGCCUCUAUCCAAGAAUAGCCAAACCAGGCAUCACGAUGCUAACGGCAACACGGCAGGGUCUGGCACCCGCCGAGGGUCGGAGGCACGGCCUGGCCCCCUCUCCCGUUCCAGCUCGGAGGAGUCGGAAGCGGCGCCAUCUUCUUACCUUAGAUCGCCCUACUGGUGGUUAGGACAGGUUCUUAUCACGCUGGGCGAAAUGGGAAAUUUUCUGGCUUACGGGUUCGCACCCGCCUCCAUCGUUUCCCCGCUAGGCGUGGUCGCCCUGGUUUCCAACUGCAUCAUAGCCCCUAUGCUUUUCAAAGAAAAGUUCAGGCAGCGAGAUUUCUGGGGAGUUGUGAUAGCUGUUGGCGGGGUGGUUGUGGUGGUGUUUAGCGCGAACCAGCAGGAGGCCAAGCUCGACCCUCAUGACGUAUGGGAUGCAAUCACCACCCUCGAGUUCGAAAUCUAUCUCGCCGUAACCGUCUUCCUCAUCGUCUUCCUGAUGUGGAUGAGCUCGACAUGUGCCAACCGAACGAUCCUCGUCGAUCUUGGAUUGGUUGGCUUGUUCGGCGGAUACACUGCACUGGCAACCAAGGGUGUUUCGUCGAUGCUCUCGUCAACCCUAUGGAGAGCAUUUACGACCCCCGUCACCUACGCCCUUGUUUUUAUUCUUCUUGUAACAGCAAUCAUGCAAAUCCGCUAUCUGAACAAAGCACUGCAACGAUACGACUCGACCGAAGUAAUCCCCAUCCAGUUCGUCAUGUUUACUCUUUGUGUGAUUAUUGGGAGCGCCGUGCUAUAUCGGGAUUUUGAGAACACGACACUUAACCAGACGUUCCACUUUGUCGGCGGCUGUCUACUUACGUUCUUUGGAGUGUUUUUGAUCACCAGUGGGCGCCCUCCGCGAGACGAACCCGAAGAGGAGUUUUACCAAGACCUAGACGAUUCGGAAGAGGCUAUUGGCCUACUACACCAAGAUCAGUCGAUUCCUGGAAAUGGAGGGCAUCCCACCUCUGGGGACUCUGUUCGCUCUCGGCGAUCGUCCACGCGGUCUUCCCAGUCUCGGCGGAUCAGCAUCACCGAUGUUUUUGCUAAGCCUUUUACUAUCCAGCGGGACUCCGGCAUACCUAGCCUUCGAGCUCCGACAGGAGGACCUAAGCUGUCCUCGUCAAACGACGCCGAAAACGCAGCGUCUCACCUCUGGGCCGCACUAGAACCCGACGACACACUUCCUGGCCUGCACUCCCAAUCCAUACGAGAGGAUCCCAUCAUGCCGCGACUAUCGAGAGAAAAUUCGGCGACUUCAGAGAGGGCCCUCAUGGAGCCGUCAACGCCUCGUAGCGCCGCCGCGGGUCCGUUGCUACAGUAUACGGGUAGCGAGCAGCAGCAACCGCUACUCCCCCAAUCCACAACCCCAACGGCGCGACCAUACGCUGAGACGACACGGGAGAGCCCGAUGUUGCACAAGACGUCCUUGAGCCGUAUACGGUCAAGCAUCCGGGCAAGCUUAUACAUUUCUGACACUGAUGAAGAAGGGGAUGAACACGGCCGGGCUAGCGGGACGAGGAGGGAGCCGCUGUUUGGCGACCUUACCGAUGUUGAAGAGGGCGGCUCAUCUCUGGCUGGAGAGCGCCAUGCCAGCGAUGAUCCGAAGAGGAGAUCCCGGAGCUUAAGUGAUACCCUGAAUGAGCUUUUCAACAUCAAGAAGAAGAGGGAUGAGGAGCAAGGGGGUGACGAUGAGGAGGAAGAAGAUGGUGGCGACCACGGUGUUGGGGGACACAGGUGA